This is a messenger RNA of Hydatigera taeniaeformis, 249 nucleotides long. Lineage: Eukaryota; Metazoa; Platyhelminthes; Cestoda; Cyclophyllidea; Taeniidae. The record is from the annotation of a GenBank genome assembly.
AUGGAGGUGUUCAAUGUGUUGGGAGGAGCCUUUCAAGUGUGCCACGAGAAGCAGGGUGACAGUCAUCGAGUGGUGUACUUUAUUGCCGUCAACCACGAGGUCGCCUUCACACUGUGUCCACGUCACGCAACAUUUUGUGGCCUUCGACAUUUUACUUGGUCUUGUGGUGUCCUCCUCCUCCUCCUCCUCCUUCUGCGUCUUCUUCUUCUUCUGGGUUUUGGAGUAGUGACUGGCCUUGUGGUCGAGUAG